UAUAAACCCACCAUACAUCCUCACAACAAAAAUACCCGUCGAAGCCAUUUUAGAUAUCACUCAUUCUCUCAAAGUAGUCCUCUUUUCUUUUUCUUUCUUUUUUCCCCAAGAAACUAACAGAAAAUGCCGAGAGAAGGCACAGCAAAAUGCAUAGAUAUCCUUCUGGCAAUCAUCUUGCCUCCUCUCGGUGUCUUCCUCAAGUUUGGCUGCAAGGUUGAAUUCUGGAUCUGUCUGUUGCUGACUCUGCUUGGUUACAUCCCUGGGAUUAUCUACGCUGUCUAUAUUAUUCUCAAGUGAUAUAUAUGACUUCUAAUUUCUGUGGACAGAUGUGAAGGGCAUUUAGGUCUUUUCGUGUGUUUUGUUGGAGUCCUUUUCAACCGCUUGAUGAACAGUAUUUGAUUAUGUGUAGCAGACUUAUGUUUGAAUAUUAUUCCUUCAGUGUGUCAAAUCAUUACUUUUUUUUGUUUUUUUUUUCUUUUUUCAAAUUUCUUAAGUUUUUAAUAAUAUUCCUUUUUAUUUAUUUGAUGUAAA
Ziziphus jujuba (common jujube) is the source of this 531-nucleotide messenger RNA. RefSeq names its product hydrophobic protein RCI2B. The record is from RefSeq and is a predicted model, not a curated record. The transcript has 3 exons. Lineage: Eukaryota; Viridiplantae; Streptophyta; Magnoliopsida; Rosales; Rhamnaceae. The coding region runs from base 124 to 297 and encodes 57 amino acids. Gene Ontology annotation, cellular component: membrane.